AUGAGUCUCCCGACGCCCCCAGACCCAGACUCCAGCGAAAUCGCAUAUUCAGGUACCGAAAUAGAACCUGAAGCGGCUCCUACGAAUCCGCAAGAACUCAAACACAGCCAAUACGAAAAGAAUCGACGAGGAUGGCGCAGAAUUGUUGUCAAUUUUGGCCCUUCGUGGUUCACUGUUACUAUGGGAACUGGCAUCACGUCUAUUCUGCUGCAUAAUUUGCCUUACCAUGGACGAUGGCUAUUUUACAUAUCUGUUAUAAUAUUCUGUCUGAAUAUUGCCAUUUUCACACUAUUUAGUUGUAUAUCUAUCGUGAGAUAUACAUAUUUCAGAGGAACAUGGUCUUCCACUUUACGACAUCCUGCGCAGGCCGUCUUCUUGGGAACAAUCCCUGUUGGACUCGCUACUAUAAUCAACAUGAUAGUCUUUGUAUGCGUCCCGGCCUGGGGCGACAAAGCAGCGCAUCUUGCCUGGGCUCUUUGGUGGAUAGAUAUCGUCAUGGCAGUAUCAUGCAACCUCUACAUUCCCCAUUGUAUCAUGCGCACAGAGGGUAUCACACUCAACCAAGUGACUCCAUCAUGGCUCUUUCCCGUCAUCGCCGACAUCGUCGCUUCUGGCUCAGGAGCCAUAGUCGCUAAUGUUCUUCCCAACGACCAACACGCUAUAUGGACUGUUAUAGUCAGCUAUGUCCUUUGGGGAACCAGUGUGCCUACGGCAAUUCUCAUCAUGGCAAUGUACUACAACCGUCUCAUGAUUCACGAUAUUAUCCCGAGUCAAGCCGCCGUUACAUCUUUUAUCACCAUCGGACCUCUCGGCCAAGGCGCAGCAGCCAUUCAGCUCCUCGGCAAAGUUGCUCUAAAAGUCUUUGAAAGGAACGAUUUUAUACCAAUGGCUCCCAUUGCUGGUCAAUUCUUCUAUUUAACCGGCAUCCUCACAGCCCUCAUCAUGUGGGGAUUCGCAAUAGUAUGGCUAUUCUUUGCUUUCGCCACUAUUGUCAGGCGCGACUUCAAAUUUAACAUCUCUUGGUGGGCGUUUACUUUCCCUCUUGGAGUUUUUACAGUUGCUACCACGACUUUGGCACAGGAGCUUCCUUCACGGUUCUUCAAGGUCUUAGGAACUAUAUUUUCGGUUGUUGAGACUCUACUAUGGAUUAUGGUAGCUUGUGGAACUAUAAAGGCAAGCCUUAACGGUGAGCUUUUCCAGCCACCACCUCUAGAGCCUUGGGAGAAGAAGGAAAAGAAAGAUGCUGAAGAAAAGAAUAUUGAAGAUUCUCCAGCUUAG
Molecule: messenger RNA, 1278 nt
Organism: Fusarium coffeatum
Lineage: Eukaryota; Fungi; Ascomycota; Sordariomycetes; Hypocreales; Nectriaceae
Exons: 3
Coding region: 1-1278 (425 amino acids)
Biological process (GO): sulfite transmembrane transport; transmembrane transport
Cellular component (GO): plasma membrane
Molecular function (GO): sulfite transmembrane transporter activity
Source: RefSeq, a predicted model, not a curated record